AUGGACAGGCGCGGUGUCGCAUCGUCUCGCAAGCGACCUCGGAUCGCCUCAAGCCCUCCUCUUGACGCCGCCCACCCAGGUACUCACACCGACGAGAGUCCCACCGAGCCAGCGCCCGGCAUUAAACGAUCAAAAUCGGCCUUGAAGAGAGAAAAGAAGAGAGUUGAGGCUUCGGCUCGUAGAGAGGCUCAGGGACCUUCAUCCGCACCCGUAGCUACCCAGAGUAAUUCCAAGAAUGGCGCGAUGUGCCGCCAGACCAUUGAACCUGCUUCUGCAAUGUCAGAGGCCGAAGCUCUUACGGAGGACCUUGAGGGGAUCAGGGGGGAGCACAUCGUACCUGUACGCAACACUAAAGGCAAAUCUCAGAAGAGACACAAAGCUCCCAGACAAGACGCCCUGACCCCUAGCACUUCUGGAGCUGAUCAGCUGCUUCAUUCGGACCCCUCCGCCACCAAUGCUACCUCUGGCCAGCUAGGGAGACUCAAUGACUCCUUGGCAGUAUCUCUCGGGGGCGCUCGAGCUGCAAUGAAAGCCAGGGACAUGGAAGCGGCAGCAGCAGCAGCGGUGGCGGCCGACAGAGAGCGUGAACAUACUUUGACGAGAGCCAGAGAGGAACAGGAAGAGGCUAGCAAGCGGGCUCAGCAGCAAGCCCUCAUAGAUGCCCAGGCUUCGCUGAACCAGCUCCGUACGGAGUUCGAGCGACUACAAGAAGAGAACAGAGCUAAGGAUCGAGUGAUGCAAAGCCAAAGCUCAGCUCUCUCAUACCUGUAUGGCCAGGCUUCAUGCGCAAUCUGCCUCGAGCUAGCCUUCCGCCCACACGUACUGAGCCCUUGUGGUCACACUUUCUGUGCCCGCUGCUUGAUAGAUUGGUUUCAGCGGCCUGCCCAAGGCGAGGUCGUUCAUAUUCCCGCCUACUUCAGCGAAAGUCAGAGAAGAGACGAAGAAAUCGCUGCUACGAGGCGCAGGAAAAAGAUUUGUCCUCACUGUCGGGGUGACGUGAGAGGUACGCCUGCCGAAGUCUGGUCCAUCAAAGGCAUGAUCGAUCGUCUAGACUUGUCUCACCGAGCAGGGCACUUUGUGGUCGAGGGAGGCGCUGUCAACCCACAGACUGCUCAGGAAGAACGGUAUUCGAGGGGUGUUGAUCUAGGCACCGGAACUGCUAUAUGGGAAGACAUCUUUGACGACAGACGACCACUCGAAGCAAUCUACGACGAGGCUGAAGGGAUCUAUCGAUGCCCCAAUUGCACUGGCGAAAUCGUCGGCAUCGAAUGUUGCUCCUGCGGGGCCAUCUACUCGGAUCUUGAGCCAGACAACUUCGAAGACGGUUCUGGGGACGAGGAAAGCGAUGAUUCACACGCUUCUGGUCUGCCUGAGCUGUAUGAACCUACAUUGGCUGCAACAAUGGGAUUGUACGAUCCGCACCCUGCAGGUGCCGAAAAUUCGGAUUAUCCAUACGAAGACGACGAGGAGAGCUCCAUCGGCUCAUUCAUUGUCGAUGACAACCCGGCCGGUGAAUCUGCCUCUCAUGAUGGCGACGACGACGACGGAGACGAGUCUGACCUGAGUCGUAUUGAGAGAGAAGCUGAAAGAGUCGCUCGCUCUGCCAGCCGUCGAUAUGGCUAUUCUUCAGAUGAAGGCGCUGGAGAAAGUGACGCAAGUGACUCAAGCGACUCGAAUUCUCACGCCGAGGACGAUGCUGGUGCUGCCAUACUAUCGCACAGAGGAGGUAGGGGAGGGCAGCCACUUCGAGGUGCUGGCGCCAGUGCUCACUUUGCGCGCGGGCGACAGCGAGCUGCCAUCGUGCUUGAUUCAGACGAUGACGAUGAAGCAGCUGAGCCAGAGAGCGUCAGAAGUGCUGCAGCCGCGAGAUCCCAUCAACCAAGAUCUUCCCGCCAACGAGUACCACUCUCUUCUGAUGACGAGGACGAAGACAACGACAGUGACGGCAGCGAGAGUGAGAAUGGCUCUUCGGACGCCGGGAGCGAUGUCAGCGUCUCCAAUGAUGUCGAAGAUGCUGCAGACGCUGACCGCUGGCUGUCCUACGCAGGCGGCGAUAGCUCGGAUGAUGGAAACAGCAGCGAAGAGGACUCGGACGAUGACAGCGAUUAG
Molecule: messenger RNA, 2109 nt
Organism: Microstroma glucosiphilum
Lineage: Eukaryota; Fungi; Basidiomycota; Exobasidiomycetes; Microstromatales; Microstromataceae
Exons: 2
Coding region: 1-2109 (702 amino acids)
Biological process (GO): protein autoubiquitination
Molecular function (GO): ubiquitin-protein transferase activity
Source: RefSeq, a predicted model, not a curated record